UGAAGAAUGGAUGGAUACCGAUGUGGACGAGCCGCAUCACCAGCUGGUCAUGGAUUUGGACGCUUCGGUGACCUGUUGCAGGAUGCUGGUUCGGAGGAUCGAUUCCGAAGUUGAGGAUCUUCAGCAGAAGAGUGGGACGGGACUGGAUGCUCAGAGUAAGAUUAAGUUAUUAAUGAAGAAUGGGACCUUAGAGGAAUUGCAGAAGAUGGUUGAUCGCCAAACGGGUGCUUUGACCCUUCUUCUUACCGUCUGCAACUGCAAAGCCAUCGGAGAGCAGAAGGUGGUGCUUGAGAAAACCUCUACCCGCAGGGUAAUCAAACGAAUCAAGGACGAUGCCUCGUCGCUGUACGUCCAGCGCGACUCCAUGUCCAUGUACAGUCGCUGCACGGACAACCUCUCCAAAAUCUCCAAGAUGUUCGAGUUUGACCGCGAGCUCUUCGUCUCGAAGGUGUAUGAAAAGGCUCUCCGGGGUUCCUUGAAAGACACCGUCGAAAACAUGCGCCAGAAACAGCAGCGGUCUGAUGUGAGGGUCUCCCGAGAGGAAAGGGUAAGGGAUAUGAUUAUUGAGCGUGAACUUAAAGAGCAUGCUUUGAAGAUGAGACAAGAGGCUAGGGUCGUUCUCCUAGGAGAGAGCGAUUGUGUGCAGGGUUUCAUUAAGAAUAUGAAGAUCAAGCACGCAGAUGGCUUCACCGAUGAUGAUCGUAGGAUGUAUAAAGAGGUAGUAAUGAAGUAUAUGAUGCGUGUGAUGGAGAGUAUGGUCUUGGUACAGAAGAAUGGGGAUAUUGGCCUAGAUAAUACAGCCAAGAUACAAGCUAAACUUCUCUCCCAGGAGAUUGAGGCGAUCCGAGCUGGUGGUGGCAAAAUCACUCUCGAGGGCGCGGGUGCAGUCCAAGGUCUAUGGAAAGAUAUUUUAAAAAGGGAUUUAAAUUAUGAAGCAUAUAUACCAGAGUCGCCCUCAUAGUAAGUUUAGUUAGUCAUUUGACGGAUGAGUUCAUACUGACCACCGAACAAAUAGUUUCAUCGAGGAGAUCCGAAGGAUUGCACAGAAAGACUACCU
Molecule: messenger RNA, 1057 nt
Organism: Pseudogymnoascus verrucosus
Lineage: Eukaryota; Fungi; Ascomycota; Leotiomycetes; Thelebolales; Thelebolaceae
Exons: 2
Coding region: 11-961 (316 amino acids)
Biological process (GO): signal transduction
Source: RefSeq, a predicted model, not a curated record